Yarrowia lipolytica CLIB122 is the source of this 1569-nucleotide messenger RNA. RefSeq lists its product as uncharacterized. Lineage: Eukaryota; Fungi; Ascomycota; Dipodascomycetes; Dipodascales. The record is from RefSeq and is a predicted model, not a curated record. Gene Ontology annotation, molecular function: aldehyde dehydrogenase (NAD+) activity.
AUGCUCCGACGAAUCACUCUCAACCAGUUUAAGGGCGGCCUGCGACGGCUGUCCACCCUUACCCCCGUCAAGAACGAACCUCUGACCCUGCCCAACGGCGCCAAGUACGAGCAGCCCGUCGGUCUCUUCAUCAACGGCGAGUUCGUCAAGUCUCAGUCCGGAAAGCGAUUCGAGACCGAGAACCCCACCACCGAGACCCCCAUCAUCUCCGUUUACGAGGCUGGUGAGGCUGAUGCCAACGCAGCUGUCGAGGCUGCCAAGAAUGCCUUCAAGAACUGGGGCUUCAAGACCGCUCCUUCCGAGCGAGGAGUCCUGCUCAACAAGCUCGCUGAUCUCAUUGAGCGAGAUCUCGACCUCAUUUCUGCCAUUGAGACCACCGACAACGGUAAGGUCUUUGCCCAGGCCCAGGGUGACGUCGCCCUCGUCGUCAAGGUGCUCCGAUACUACGCUGGAUUUGCCGACAAGAUUGGCGGCGACCUCGUCCAGACCAACGACGGCUUCUUCAACUACACCCGAAAGGAGCCUCUCGGAGUGUGUGGCCAGAUCAUCCCCUGGAACUUCCCUCUGCUCAUGUGGGCCUGGAAGAUUGCCCCCGCUCUGACCACUGGUAACACCGUGGUUCUUAAGACCGCCGAGUCCACCCCUCUGUCCGCCCUGUACGCCUGUAAGCUCUCCCAGGAGGCUGGCUUCCCCAAGGGUGUUCUCAACGUUGUGUCCGGUUAUGGCCCCGUUGGAGGCGUUCUGUCCGCCCACCCCGACAUCAAGAAGAUUGCUUUCACCGGCUCCACCGCCACUGGUAAGCAGGUUGCUAAGACCGCCCUGACCUCCAACCUCAAGAAGACCACCAUGGAGCUCGGUGGUAAGUCCCCCAACAUUAUCUUCGACGACGCCAACCUCGAGGACGCUCUUUCUGCCGCCGCUCUCGGUAUCUUCUUCAACUCCGGAGAGGUCUGCUGCGCCGGCUCUCGACUCUUUGUCCAAGCCGGUGUCUACGACCAGGUUGUCGAGGCCUUCAAGAAGAAGGCUGAGUCCGUCAAGGUCGGUGAUCCCUUCGACCCCAACUCUCUCCAGGGUCCCCAGCAGAACAAGAACCAGUUCAAGAAGAUUCUGGGAUACAUUGAGCAGGGCCAGAAGGAGGGCGCCCAUCUCCUGUGUGGAGGAUCUGCCCAGGCCGGUCCUAACAAGGGAUACUUCAUCCAGCCCACCGUUUUCACCGACGUGAACAACGAUAUGUCCAUUGUGCGAGAGGAGAUUUUCGGCCCCGUCCUGACCAUCACCAAGUUCAACACCGUUGACGAAGUGAUUGACAUGGCCAACGACUCCGAGUACGGUCUUGCCGCUGGUAUCCACACCACUGAUAUCAACAAGGCCCACUAUGUUGCUGAGAACAUUGCCUCCGGUACCAUCUGGGUCAACUGCUACAACGCCUUCCACGAGGCCGUUCCCUUUGGAGGAUACAAGCAGUCUGGUUUCGGUAAGGAGAUGGGUCGAGAUGGUCUUGAGAACUACCUCCAGACCAAGGCAGUUCGAGUCAAGCUUGAUGAGCGAAAGUGGGCUGACAAGCAGUGA